Monosiga brevicollis MX1 is the source of this 3298-nucleotide messenger RNA. RefSeq lists its product as uncharacterized. The transcript has 12 exons. NCBI's taxonomy places the organism in Eukaryota, Choanoflagellata, Craspedida, Salpingoecidae. The record is from RefSeq and is a predicted model, not a curated record. The coding region runs from base 14 to 3298 and encodes 1094 amino acids.
CAAAGUUUUGCACAUGAUUGCUGUCGACCCUCGCUGGGGCAAUUGGUACCCUAUUCCCACCGAUCCGCAACUCGUGGACUUUAGUGCCAACGUUUGCACAAUCAACGGCGCUAACUACCAAGCUUCACAGGGACAUGCAUGGGUGGAUGCGGGUCAGCUCAUGGCUGCUGGUUCAAAUGUCGAGGACCGUGAUGUGGCCACAUGGUUUCAGCACAACAAAGACGGCAUGUUGCGUGAGGUGUUGCACAAUCUUAAAUUUGUUACCGACUUUCUGGCCCAGACGGACGCCGAUACGCGGCUAAGCAUUGCACUGAGACAGCAGCGACCUGCCAAGCGGCAAGUGUGUGCUACUGCCUAUCGCCAUUUCCUUGAUCCCGAUCAUGCCCACGCAUGGGAGCAGCAUUUGCAGCGCUUUGGUCUCAAACCACACGACACCAAUGAUGACGCCGUGGUGGCUGCAGCCCAGUAUCAGAUCCUUGAACUUCUGUUGGCACACAGCAAGCUCACUUCUCUCCCCCCUGUUUGCUCGCAAAAAACUACCUUUGGCCCUGCACCAUCUCCUAGCCUGGCCUCCAACAUGACGUCCCUGGCAGAGGCGUUGCCCGCUGCUGAGCGGUGGUGUGACUCAAAAGUGUCCAAACUGAACUGUUCCACACUCACACGACAACUUGUCUUGUGUUCGACCCCUUGCACGGGCAUGAUCGUGAAUGCUGCUGCAGCGAUGCGUGAGGUAUCCGCGACCACCAAAAUGGCAGCGAUCGCCUUACUUGUGCGCCUGCAACGGCCACAGGGCACGAUUCGCCGACGUCUGGGCUUGCCUGCCCCGAUCCAUGCCGACCCGUGGCAAAAUAAAACAGCCGCGCUUCCAUCUCUGCUCAACAACGCAACUCGAUUACAACAUGCUCUCGUCGACAAUACCUUGGCCCCGCCAAUUGUCGAGCGCAACGCUCUGUUGACAACACACAAGUUACACCACGAACCACUGGGCGCCGUCACGGCCAUCUCAACCUGUCAGCCUGUCGAGAUCAACUCAACAAGCACUUGCUCCCGAGUCUCACUGCCAAUUUCCUCCAAGCCUCAACCCAACCUGGGCUUUGCUAGCGAGGCCGGACCAGCCGUGCUGCAGUUAAGCCUGGCUGCCGGCAAGGGCAUGCAGCUGCUCAAACAGUGUCUCAAGGGUUCGCGCCUCUUUGUCACCAUGGAAGCCCUUCGACCUGCUACCACCCUGACCCGUACCACCCAGGGGAUCGAGGAGCGUAUGGUGGCGGUCGAGCAGUACGUCACGGGCGUACGCCAGCACAUGGAACGUGAAGAGACGAGGCAGCAACUGAUUCAAAAUCAAAAAGAGCAGCAAGCCCUGCAAGACCAUCUGGCGCGAGUGCGAACCGCGCAGGAAAACUUGCGUGUUCGCAUGGGCUAUCAAGAGGCCGCACUCGAGAGGGCGCGUUCUCGCCGCCAAGCCGCUCGGCAGGUUGCACUCGAGGGUGAGCAAAUGGCCGAAGCAGCGCGGCAGGAGCGGGAGGCUGAGCGUGAAGCAGAACUGGACCGCGAACUUCGGGAGCAACAAGCCCAGCAGCUACGUCUGGCAGAAGCUGAGACUGAGUUGCGACGUGAAUAUGCGGAGCGUGCACAUAAAUUGGAUGAGCAGACCCGCCGCAUAGCCUGGUCAACGGAGCGUGCCAAGCACCGUGAACGACUUCAUCAACUGCUGACCACAGAAGCAGCUGAGAACCGUGCCAAAUUGUUGGCCCAUACACCAUCUGCCAUCACAACCAUUGAUGAUGAGCGAUUGGUGUCAGCGCCAGCUGAUAUGGCUGCCAGUGUCGCUGAUGAGCCGAAAGCUGAAGACUUACCCUCGACUUUUAUCGAGUCAACGACACCCGAACCGCUGGCUUCUUCAAGCCCAAAUGAGCUUGUUUCGGCGCUAGAGACAUCGGCAAUGGGUGGCAAGGACGUGCUCGACGUAUCAAAUGGGGACAAAUCAAUAGUGGCGGCUGGUAUGGCAAGUGACCAUGAUGACAUCAUUGCUCGAGCCAAAGCGCGAGCAACCCGACGCGCCGCUGCUCCGUACGCUCGUGAUAACACAGAUCUAGCCAGUCUUCGAGAACGACUCGAGCGUGUACGGCGGCGACAGGAAAACGAAGGUCAGCGCAUGCAGGACCUGCUUCAACCUGCGCACACAGACGUCCACGGACUUCCACAAGCUGCAUCUACUCACGACACCGAAGAUGAAAGUGAUCAACACCUUGCUGAGGUUGAUGAGACAGACUUGGCUGAGCCGGCGGCUGCUGCUGCAGCGGCGACGGCGGCGAAACAGCCUCGUCAGCGGCCCACAUGGGCUCCGGUCCCAGGUGUUGUGGACAAUUUGGCACGCCUUCCUGUGGAAAGUGAUGCUGGUGGCUCCAGCCAUGUGAGACGUAGCAGCUCACUGACCGGAGCUCUUGCCCAAGAUCAGAACUCUGCGAGUCAACCAUCGGACGCUGUGGCCGGCGUUGUUUGCGAUGUUUGGGAGCUGCAACACAAUUGCCGUGCUACCCGUGCGCACCACGAUGAUCUCGUAAUUGCCGCGCGCAAGAGUGCGGCCAGCUACGCUCGCACCGUGCCACUGGGACCUGAAGAUGAAAGAUCCAACGUUGCGCAAGAGGAUAUGGUUACCGCAGCUGAAACCCCGCUCAGCCAAAGUCCAUCGCCCACAGCAGGUGGUCCGUCCGACCGAGCCGCGAAUACACACGCUGUGACCAAUCACCACUCACUUCAGGCCCUGGGGCAGCGGAUGCAGCAACCUCCGUCUCGGUUGGCUACGGGUGCAGGUUCCAUCCUCCGUUCGCCCGAUGACGCUGCAUCCGCAAGCGCGCGCACACCUGAUUCAGCCCCGGUGCCGCUGGAAGAGGCCUUCAAUCUUGCCGUCCUGGGACCGCUGCGCGCUCAAUGCCAGAUCGUUCAAGCCGCCAUCAUGGCGUACUUGCGUGACGAUCUGGGCCUGGCUGCACACAUGGAAGCCUUACACCGGAUGGUUCUCCAUGGUGAUGGUGAUUUUUCGCACGCCUUUGGCUUGGCCCUGAAUCAAGCUCCGAGCCCCGCCACGCCGCGCGCGCCCGUGGAAGCGGUGCCCAUGACAACAGUUCUUGCUUUUUCGCGUUCCAAAUCCACUGCCACUGCGGUGCUGGCGGCAGCAUGGCAGGAGUAUGUGCAGCAAGUGGAGCGUGCCAAGUCACUGGACGAGCUUUGUCAACACACCGCAGGCUUUGCCAAGCUAUUGCUGCGGCGGUUCGUUGGCGGUAGAAACAGCCUUUCUUGA